CUUUUUUGAUUUCUUAACGUCUCUCCACCCACAUUUAUUUAAUUUAAUUACUAUAAUCUUAUCAUUUGCAUCUCUGAUGAUCUAAUUUAUAUAUAAAAAAUAAUUGCUACUUUUAUUUUAGCCGACCAUUUGUGAUUCUUCUGCAUGACUUCCAUUGCUGUUGACCUAAACUUCUCUCUUUCUCUUCUUUCACUCCAAACUUUUAUCCAGCAUGGCGGCGUGUCUUUUCUUGCUUCAUUUCUAAUCAGGAUUAUCAUUGAGCGUGACUUAAAGAUUUUGUUUUUCUUUUAAAAGAAGAGAUUUUGAUUGAAUUCAUCGCAUGCUAAGGAGAAAUGAAGUAAUGGGUAUCGAAUGAUAUCCAAGAUUGGUAUCAAGAUUCAAAGAUCUCUUCAAAAAGGUCAUUCCCCCCCUCUUUUUUGUUUAAUCAAAUUCGGGGUUUUUGUUCUUGUGUUGUUUAUGGGGUGUUUGUAAUGAUUUUGAUUUUUUGCGUGUACUUUUGCUAAACUUAUUGAUUUUGUUUCUAGUGGAAUUUAAUAGUGAUGUUCUGUGGUAGUGGCAUCAAGAUCAUUUGGUUUUUGUUUUGUUCUUAUUGAUGCUUUGAGAUCAAUGGUUUUUGCGUAUCACAUCUUCUUAUUAUGGCAGUUUGUUAAUUCAUAGGUUUAUUUUUUUGUUUUACUUUUGAAAGCUGUGACCAAGUCGUAAUGAUGACGGUAUGUUACAUUUACUCAACCACUUUACACUUGUUUCUAUGUUGUUCUAAUAAUUGCUUGCCAAAGAAAACUGUUUUUAAUGAUUCUGUUUCUGCAUGCUGAUUGCCUGUGCUGCCACUUACUAGUAUCUUGUAUUUGAUUGAGAUUUAGUACUUGGGUUUCCAGAGACUCCUUUUCGGCUUCAUGGACUGAUCACAAAAGGCUGUGAUUUGGAUUCACUGACUGUUUUUUAGAAGAAAAAAAAAUCCUUUCUUUAUUUCUUAAUGUUUUUUUUUCUUUCUUUAUUCCUUGCGGGGAUGGUAGAUAUGGUCUAAAGGUUAUGAUGUUUCCAGUAUAGGGCUUUUUCAAAAGUUAAAUCCAAUUUUUUCAUUUUUUGUUUACUGAUCUCCCGCAACUGUGUUUAGGGUUAGCUUUCAUUUUUACGUGCUGUUUCCCUAUCUUUUUGGUUGUUUGUGAUUCUUCUUUCCUUGUUUGUUUUCUCUUCUUUCGUUUUGCAUUUCAUUUUCCAAAUAUAUUCUCUUUGCAUAUUUGUUGUUUUUUUAUAAAAUCAUUUCCAGGAAGCAAUAAGGGUUUGAAUUCCUGGAAAUGGUCUGAAUUUGGCAUCUUAUAUCAGUUUUUGCUCCAGGAGUUACUCUAGAGUAAGUAGCUAUUGCUGUUUUGAUUUUGUGCAGAAUUGUUCUUUAACUUUGCACACCUAGGGAGUUACUCUACAGUAAGUAGCUAUUGCUGUUUUGGUUUUGUGCAGAAGUGUUCUUUAACUUUGCACACCCAGAAUACAACAACAUGAAAAUUAGAGGAAAGAAAAUAAAUCAUGAAAUAGUUGUCCUGGCAUUUGAAUAAUUUUAUUUCACCUGAUUUGGUAUUUCUCUUUGAUUUGAUUGGUGCGGUGGCGUUGUUUUAAAUUCUAGAGGGCUUGAAUUUGCAGUGUUAACUUCAAGUGCCCAAAGUGAGGUCAAUGGAAAUGAAACCUAAACAAAUCACAGAAAGUGUGAUUGCAAAAUUAAUGGGUCUUGAUGAACUGCCACCCCAGCAGCCUGUUCAAAAGAAACCAAGAGUGCUCUCUGAGAAUUAUCUACGAAGAGUUUCUUCUAUAGGUGUUAGAGAGAAAAAUUCAGAACCUAACUCAUGUAGGUUGAGUAGUGAAGAGCAGAAAGAUCAUAUCGAAGUCUUCCAAAUAUUAGAAACAUUAAAGAGACACAAGCACCGUAGCAUGUCAGUUGAAAAGAGAAAAAUACGUUCAAGUUCCCCAGGGGCAAAGGUGAUGUUUAGAAGGGAGGAAUUCAAGCAAUCGACAGAUGUUUCAGAGGAUAUGAAGCUUCAAAGUUCAAAGGAAUGUCAUGAUGCACAGGAAGUUAUUGAUUCAAAGACUGAUAAUUUUCCAAAAUAUUUCCAGGAACCAGAGUUCACCAAGAAAGCAAAUAAUCUGCAAGGCAUCCCUCAUUACUUGCAGCCAGGGCUCAUUACAUUUGUAAGGCCAUUGUGUCCUUCUGACCGCAGAGAUAUUGGCAGGAGCAGGAAAUUUUGGAGGCCAAGUGAACAAGGAUAUGCAAGGAAAAUUGAAGAUGGCCUUGGGACAUAUUCCUGCAGAAAACUUGGCCUUGACGUUGCUAAUGAGUUUCUUGGAUCACAAUUGGAUUUGAAUGAUGGGUCAUGCCUCCCCACUACCAGGAUUGUUGUUCUGAAACCAAAGCCAGGAAAGGCACAUAAUGCUGGAAGAUAUUUUUCAUCUACCGGUGCUAUUGAGGUUUUUCAUUCAGUUGAUAGGAAUCAUGAAGAGAUUCUCAACGUUCAAAAUGAAAACUUGUAUGCUGAAGUGAAAGAAAGGAAGAAGAUGGACUGUGACUCAAGACCUGCAAGGUCGAGGUCUAGGUUUUCAAAGCAAAUAAGCAGAAGAAUGGGGCAUGGUAUAAACAGCAUUUCUACUAAGGCACAGGCGUCUGAAAUCAGGGGUAGUGACAACUUGCCUAAAGAGUCUGAGUUGAUGAUACCUUCUUUGCCUGUUUUUUCUGAUAGGAAGAACCAAUUUCACUGUUCAGAUGAGCCAUAUCUGGCCAGGGAAGCCAAGAAACAAAUCUCUGAAAGAUGGAAGACGACCAAAAAGUUUCAGCAGGUUGAACUAGUUAGUAGGUGUAAAACCUUGGGUGAAAUGCUUGCCAUUCCUGAUUGUGAAGCAAGGCCAAAACAAUUUGCUUGCAAUCCUGAUAACUAUGAUCAAGUCGUUCCUGACAGUGGAGGUGUGAACUCUAAUACUCCUUUAGGCACAAGAAGCCUGGAAUUUCGGGAUGGUGGGCAUGUCAGAGACUUACCAAAAUCCAGAUCUCUUCUUGUGAAUUUUAAUACAGUUGCAGGUCCUAAAACCAUGACCAGACAUAAAUCUCUUCGAAAGUCCAGCUGUAUGAUUUCUCCAUCAAUUCCUCAUCUGGUGUCAGAAAACAAUCAUUCUGCAGAUGCUGUUUAUGCUCUUCAAAAUGAACUGGAAAACAAAAUUGAGGUGAGCAAUUCACAUGGCCGAAGUUCCUCAUUUCUCGGUUCAUCUGGACAAAACUAUCAGACCUUGCAAGAUCCUUGGGUGACACAGGGGGGGCACAAGAAUGAAGGCAGUGAUGGGGAUCUAUCUGAAAAGAAUUAUGAAGUUUGCAAAUCUUCAAUGAGCAAUAUUUCUUCAACUAACGUGGUAGUUAAUUCACCGGCUGAUGCAGAAAUUGCAGUUCCAAAGAGGUCCCUGUCAUAUCACGAGUUGCUUGAAUUGGAACCUAACAAUUGUGUCUCGCUAGUAAAAGAUGAAUAUUCUUCUCGAGACCCACCUACUUCAACUCAGCAGGAUAUAUCCAAUGGAAUCUCUGAGAUAGAGUCUGUUUCUUCACACUGCUCCGGCACCGACGGAGACCCGGAAUCUUUGAUGAGCAUUGAGGAAGCUUAUCAACCUAGUCCAGAUUCUGUACUGGAACCAUUAUUCAAGAAAGAGAUUUCAUCUACCUCUGACUGUUUUGAGAGCGUCCAUGCUUCUUUACAUGGUUUACAGUCGCAUCUUGAACUUAUGAAGUCGGAGGCAUCAGAAACAUACUCAGAAGGAUCUGGCAUGAUGGUUUCUAGCGAUGAAGAUUCUGGGGAAGGAGGAUCAAUGGAUGACUCUGAUGAAAAUGACAAGACGAGAUUUUUCAGAGCUGAAGAGAGUAGGGAUUUCUCCUACCUGGUUAAUGUAUUGUCCGAGGCAGGUUUUGACAGUAGGAACCUGAAAAUGGGCUUUGAUUCGUGGCACUCUCAAGAAUACCCGGUUAGUCCUCUUGUCUUUGAGACCCUUGAGAAAAAGUUUGGUGAGCAGACAUCUUGGAAGAGGUUUGAAAGGAGGCUCCUGUUUGAUCGUAUAAAUUCAGGGCUGAUUGAGAUUCUACAGCCAUCCAUGGGUGUGCCGACAUGGACAAAACCUGUAGCAAGAAGGUUUAGUUUUAGUAUGGGCCAGGAGAUGAUUGAGGAGGAGUUAUGGAUGUUGCUGGUUGCUGAGGAAAAGGAAGCCAGCAAGGAGUCUGGAAAGGUGCUGGGGAAGGAUGACAAGUGGUUAGAGUUGAGUGAUGAUGUUCAGAUCAUCGGUAUAGAAAUAGAAAAUUGUUUGAUGGACGAGCUGGUUGCAGAUGUUGUUAGCAUGGAGAGUUUCUGAAAGGCUGGGAGCAUUACUAUAUUGUUAUCAGAAUUCCUCGAGAAUAUUUGGAUAGUCUAUCAGAAUUCCUCGAGAAUAUGUGGAUAGUCUGUCUGUAUUGUUAAAAAUCCAAAGAAAAAAAAGAAAAAACAGUGAAGAGGUAUAGGGACUAGGGAGGUAGUAGUGUCUUUCGCUUGUUCAUGUUUGAACAGUAGGGGAGAGGCAUAUGUAGGUACAAUUUUGAUCUAGGUGUGAGGCUUGAAAUUGGUUUUGGAGAUUGCAGUGAGCAUUCAAGUUUUUUUUUUUUGCUUGAGUAAAUUUUUUCUGUAUCAAAUUCACGAGCCAAUUUUCAUGAUGUAUUGAAUUCAUUCUUCUGUGGAAGUUUUUGUUUUUGAAGUAUCAGGUUCUUUCAUUCCUGUGAAAUGAAAAAUGUGAUAUUGUUUUUUUUUA
Molecule: messenger RNA, 4794 nt
Organism: Populus trichocarpa (black cottonwood)
Lineage: Eukaryota; Viridiplantae; Streptophyta; Magnoliopsida; Malpighiales; Salicaceae
Exons: 3
Coding region: 1666-4365 (899 amino acids)
Source: RefSeq, a predicted model, not a curated record